UAAUUUUACAGGCCGUCAUAUACACCAGGCACAGUCAUGCAUCAUCAAGCUCAUGUAAUGUGCAUUGCACCUUGUCACCCCACCUCAGUUUUGCAUGUGGCUGCAGUUCAGACUGCAGAGCGCUAAUGGUCUGCGCAGAUAGUGCGCUCCAAUUAUUCAGCACUGAUCAAGGAACUUUACUGUGAGGCUAUUUUCCAACCGUCGGAGUAUGAGAGUCAGCAAUUACAGAUACAGUAUACAGUAAACUUGCUUUAUCGUGCAUGUGUAACUUAGAAGAAAGUUGCUCAAAGUUGGUGAAAGUGGAUUACAUGGACUAUGCACUGCGAGUGGAGGAUGAUAAGUGUGUCUGCUGAGCUCUGUUUGCUGGCAUGUUUAAUUCUGACUGUGGACUUGACUUUGGGUUUAGGGCCAAAGAAAGACAUGGAGUUUACAUUUCUAUUAUCUGCCGGCAGCACAGAGUGUUUUUACCAAACUACAGCGAAGAACGACAGCAUGGAAGUUGAAUACCAGGUGAUAGCUGGGUCAGGUCUGGAUGUUGGCUUUGCCCUCAUUUCACCCAGCGGAUACCGGCUGGUCUCUGACUUCAGGAGAUCUGAUGGCAUUCACAUGGUGGACCUCACAGAGGGUGGAGACUACCGGUUAUGUUUCGACAACAGCUUUAGUAAACUCUCAGAGAAGAUGGUGUUCUUUGAAGUGAUUAUUAAUGGUCAGAGUAGUGCAGGCGGAGGCCAAAAUGAGUGGGCGGACGUGGCCACGACAGAGAGCAUGUUGGAGUAUAAACUGGAGGACAUUAAGACGAGGAUGGACUCUGUGUACCAGCACCUGGAGAGGAGCCGUCAGGUCCUCACUGUGCUGCGGGCCUUAGAGGCGAGGGACCGCUACCUUCUGGAGGACAACCUGUGGCAGGUGUCCUUCUGGUCCUGCCUCAACCUGCUUGUCAUGCUCACCGUCGCUGUCACUCAAAUCUACACCCUGCAACGCCUCUUUGAUGACACCAAGCGGGUCUGCACAUAGUCACAACAAAAAAUACCUCCAGCCAAGAGAGUGCAGCACCAGCACAUGCUUAAACUUGAAAAUUUGACCCAAAACCUUUAACAGUCUAUACCCUAACUGACAUGUGCCCUGAGAACCUAACUUAAAGGGAUAGUUCACACUUUUGGAAAACUGAUUCAUCAUUGAUGUUUUGAAUUCCAGUCACAUGGUAGGCUAAUUAUA
Molecule: messenger RNA, 1215 nt
Organism: Sander lucioperca (pikeperch)
Lineage: Eukaryota; Metazoa; Chordata; Actinopteri; Perciformes; Percidae
Gene: tmed1a
Product: transmembrane p24 trafficking protein 1a
Exons: 4
Coding region: 316-1014 (232 amino acids)
Biological process (GO): Golgi organization; intracellular protein transport; endoplasmic reticulum to Golgi vesicle-mediated transport
Cellular component (GO): endoplasmic reticulum-Golgi intermediate compartment; Golgi apparatus; endoplasmic reticulum
Source: RefSeq, a predicted model, not a curated record